AUGUACAUGAAUCUCAUUCGCGGCUAUUUGGAACAGGGGAAUCUCGACAUGGCGUAUGAGCUCCGGGACGACUUUAAGACGUGUUCCUUACGCAAUAGAAUCGAAAUCUUGAAUUCCGUAUUCGUAGAGCAUUUGUUCAAGCAAGGCAAAGAUGAGGAGGCUAUGGAGCUAUACAAGAGCUCGUUAAACAACAAAGACGGAUUCACAGCAAAUGGAGCUGUGGCCAAUGCCUACUUGAAAGUGUUGCUCAAGUAUGGCAAGAAAACACAAGCUUGGGCAUUGUUCCAAUAUAUGCUUGACAAUUACUCUAACUACCACCGUUCUGAGUUAGAUGUAGAUACUCUUAAUAUGAUGGUGAACGAGUGUUUCAAGUCGGGGCGGUUCAGUGAUGCAUUGAACACCUUCAUCAAGACCAAGGCCAAGCUCAAGUACUUGCCGGUGGGAGCUUACAAGAACAUUAUUACAAGGUUUUGUCGAAACGGGAACUUGUCCGAGGCUGAGAAUGUGUUUGAUGAAUUGUUGAAAGAGAGUUUUACGAAACCAGAUGUUGCAACGUAUACAUCACUGAUUCAUGCAUAUGUUGAGGCUGGAAGGACUGAGGAUGCAGUUCAAACUGCAAACAAGAUGAUCACUUCUAAUCUCCAAGAGGCUACAAAAAUGUUAUUCUAA
Arabis nemorensis is the source of this 669-nucleotide messenger RNA. The record is from the annotation of a GenBank genome assembly. Lineage: Eukaryota; Viridiplantae; Streptophyta; Magnoliopsida; Brassicales; Brassicaceae.